Cydia pomonella (codling moth) is the source of this 5640-nucleotide messenger RNA. It is a transcript of the gene l(2)gd1, whose product is annotated as coiled-coil and C2 domain-containing protein 1-like. The record is from RefSeq and is a predicted model, not a curated record. Gene Ontology annotation, cellular component: nucleus. The transcript has 15 exons. Lineage: Eukaryota; Metazoa; Arthropoda; Insecta; Lepidoptera; Tortricidae. Gene Ontology annotation, molecular function: RNA polymerase II cis-regulatory region sequence-specific DNA binding; DNA-binding transcription repressor activity, RNA polymerase II-specific. Bases 151 to 2568 code for a protein of 805 amino acids. Gene Ontology annotation, biological process: regulation of transcription by RNA polymerase II.
UAUCAUUUGACAGAACAGCAGGAUCAGAACGUCACUAUUGUUUUUCGUUUCAAAAAUCAAGAAAAAUAAGUGACCGAAAGCACGUGAACAAAGGAAAUUCUUCAGACAACGCAUAUUUUACUGUAGAAAUCACUUCAGUUGGGAACAAAAAUGUUUCGAAAGCCACAGAAGCCUAGUUCCGGGAAGAAACCCAAUUUGUCGCAAUUUGGACUACUAGACAUUGACCCUGUGGAUGAUGAUGAUGAGCCAAUGGAUGGGUCUGAUGACGACAUGGACUUAGAAGCAGAGCUAGCAGCCAUCAGCGGUGGAGGUGCAAGGCAUCGGCCCCGGAAACCGGCCCCUGUGCCGGCAGCAGAUUUGGAUGCUAUGAUUGCUGCAAGUCUGCAGGAUAUACCGUCAGAUGAUGAGGGUUCUGGAGAUGAUGAUGACCCAGAGCUUCUCAGUGAGCUGCAUGACCUGAGCUUAGACGAGGCACCUGCACCUCAAGCACCGCUUCCUCGUGUUGCCAGCGCCGAUAGCAGCACCAUCAGUCUACUGCAGGAUCGGAUCACCAACUAUACUGUAGCUGAGAAAAACGCCAAGGCUGCUGGAGAGAGCAGCCGCGCUCGGAGAUUUGGAAGAGGCCUAAAAACCCUCAAUGACCUCCUGAAGCAAGCAAAAGCCGGCGCCACAAUAGCCAACGACGACAUCCCGCCGCCCGUGGCCGUGGGGAAGCCUGCCCCGGCGGCCCCGGCCCUGGCCCCGGCGGCCCCGGCGGCGCCCGAGCCGGCCGCGGAGCCCCGCGCGCCGACCCGCCCCGCGCCGGCUAUACCGGAUAGUCCUAGCUCGCCCCCGCCCUCCGGGCCGCCGCCUCCGCUGCCGGCCCCGCGGCCCCCCGCGCCGCCGCCGCGCGCCGCCAGCCUGCGGAGCCCCGCCCAGCCCGGGCCGCCGGCCCUCGACCCGGCUAGACAGGAGGGCCUGCAGACUAUACUUAAACGCAAGAAGGAAUUCAUAGCCGCAGCCCGAGCCGCCAAACCCACAGACAUGCCACUCGCAUUAGAAUAUCUCAAGGUCGUCAAACAGUUCGACGUAGUAGCUGACGCGUGGAAAUCUGGGCAGGAGAUGGAUCUGAACGAGUUGCCUACUCCUGAAGCUAUCGCUGCAGGUUUCAAGGCCCAACAGAAGGGCGAAGACCAGACUCAAGGAGCUACAGAAGCCCCGCCCGAAGCGUCAGCACCUGAAGAGGCGCCCGCGCUCAUCACAGCGACCACAAUGGCGGAGGCCCUUAAACAGAGGCUAGCCGGAUUCCAGGAGCAAGAAGCCAAAGCGAAAGAGCAGGGUAAUUCUUCAAAAGCGCGUCGCAUGGGUCGCAUAGUGAAGCAAUACCAAGAAGCCAUAAAACUACACGCGGCAGGCAAGCCGGUGCCCGUCGACGAACUACCACCGAUCGCAGGCUACGGACCUAUACCUACUGAUAGUUCGCCCGCCCCGGCCCCUGCGCCGGCAGCGCGCCCCGCGGCCCCCGCUCCCCCCGCGGCCCCCGCGGCGCGGCAGGCCUCGCGCUACGACAAGCAAUUAGCGCUCUUAUUGCACCGGCAGAAGGAGUUCCGGGAGGCCGCGCUAAAGGCUAAGAAGGCCGGCAACAUUGAGCAAGCAAAAGAAUACUUGCGGGCAGCCAAAGGUUUCGACGCAGUCAUAGACGCAGCGAAAGGGGGGCUUGCCGUUGAUUUGAAAUCUCUCCCACUGCCUCCCACGGCCAAGAAACAGCUUGAACAUACUUUCGACGUAGUAACAGCGGAGGACUGCACGCCGCCCGCCGCCGAGCCGCCGGCCGGCUCCGACGCCGCCGUGCUGGCGCGGCUGCAGCAGCAGCUCGCCGGCCAGCUGCAGCUGUGCCACGCCAGCCGCGACCACUACCGGGCCAUGGGGAACAUCGCCGAGAUGAAUAGGUUCGAGCAUCUCGCCGUUACGGUCAAACAGGAUUUGGAUGUUGUAGUCGUUGCGAAAAGUUUAAACCAAAACCCACCCAAAUUCCACUACGAGUCCCGACAGUUCGCCGUGGUGCAAUGCAAUACGGACCUCAACGAGAAUGACUUAGAGCUCACAAUAGUCCGCGGGAUCGCGUACAACGUCCCCAACCCUAAGGAAGUCGACACAUAUGUUAAGUUCGAGUUUCCCUACCCACAAGACGCGCCAGUAGUGGACAGGACGGCGCAGGUGAAGGACACGAACAACCCGGAGUACAACGCGGUGUUCCCACUCGCCAUCCAGCGCGCGGCGCGCCCGUGUCUGCGCGUCUUCAAGCGGCACGGCGUCAAGUUCGAGGUCUACUCCAAGGGCUGCGCGGCGUGCGGCGCUCACGGGCUCGUGUGUUGCAGCGGCUGGUUCUCGCGGGACGCGCUGCUGGGCGCCUGCGCGGUCAAGCUGGCGCCGCUCGAGACGCAGGUCACCAUUCAUGAGGCGUUUCCGCUCAUGGACGGGCGGCGGCCGGCCGGCGGCUCGCUGGAAGUGAAGCUGCGCGUGCGCACGCCGCUGCUGCAGCAACAGAUACAGAGCACCACGCACCGCUGGCUCGUCAUAGACAGCUAAGAAUCAUAGCGAUAGAAAUAUAUACCGCAGUGGUAUACGAAAUCAAUGUAAAUACCGCCUUAGAAUGGUAUUCCGCCUGUCCAAUUUCUUGGUCCAAUAUGUAUUUGGGGUCUCACAUUUUUCUCAAGACAAAGGUGGAGGACCCGCGCGAAUUCACUUUUCAUUCAUACAAACGUAGUCCUCAUUUUCCUCCCUGGAUAUGAACAGUAUUGAAAAUAUUUUGACACAAUUUGUUGUAUAUCAACCACUUACGAAUUUUCAAUUAUUAUAAGGGUUAGAAGCAUUUUUAAAUUUUGUAUGAAAUCGGUUUUUGGCUAAUAUUUUUUACAAUAAUCAAAGAAUCUUAAAAAGUCACACGUAGCAUAGCAAUGGUUAAUAUACAUCAAAUUAUGUAAAAAUAUUUUCCAUAAUGUCAGUACCUAGAGAAAAAAAUGGGGACUACAUUUGUAUGGAGAAGCUGCCGUCCCCUUUCCUCUUAAUGAGAAAGUGAGACACAAUGCACAUUGGACUAAGAAAUUGGAUAGGCUGUAUACCAUCCUUAGACACAUACCCCUUUAUUCUUAAAAAGCGAACCUCUGUUCAAUAUAUAUAUGUUUAUACAAAAAUGACACAACAUAGAAAUAAAGAACUUUCAACAGUUUGUUCGAUUUGACGGAGGUGUAUUAAUAAAAAAACAAACAUCCAUACAUAAAUACAUUCUCGACGUUGACGCUAUAAACCUAUAUAGACGGGAAAUAAAGCGUAACGCCAUCUAGUGAAAUCUACGAGAAAUUGCGCUGUACUUAUGUGUAAGAGGGAAGUAUACUCGGCUAUGCAAAAAGAGAAAAUGUUUUUCCAUUACUAACUUCCAUUCUCCAUGAUUUUAUAGCAUGUUAUUGACAAAAUAAAAAACUAGGUUUAUAGGUAUUCCUUUUUUUCAAAAUUUGCGAAACAAAAAAAAAUAAUUAAACCUAUAAAUCUAAAAUAUAUUGACUGAAGCGAUCGACAUCAAAAUCAAAGUGAUUUGUUAAGAUUUAGUUAGCGGGAAACCGUUUUCUCCCGAGAUGGAAUUUCAUAGAAAAAAUACCGUUAUUUCGUUAGGAUCACAAAGCUAUUUUUCCCUUUUAAUAUGCGUUUAUAUGUGGUUUUGUGCGUGUGUCAGCGAUUCAGAUUUCAAAUUUACGUGUUUGAAAUUAUAAAUAACACGUUGUUGUCAGUUAUCAUACGCACAAAGCCAAUAUAAAGCGCCAUCGGCAACAAUGAUAGACGCAACAUUUACUUGCUUGGGCUAAGUAAUAUUAGUGCUAGUUAAAAAUAAAGUGCUAAGUACUAUUCAAAAAAUAACUAAAUAUGUAUACAUAUUAGUUCAUUGUCCAGGGGUCCAUUUCUCGAACGGUAUUAGUCUAAUAUUAUUAGUGUGUUGCUAUGGCAACCGAUACGUCUUGACAUUUGGUGGACUAAUAAUAUUAAUCUAAUACCGUUCGAGAAAUGGGCCCCUGGUUACAUUUGUAAAUUUGGCGGUAUGGACAGAUAAUUACUGUUUCGACUGCUAUUUUCACGGAACCUUUUUUUUUUUAGUUUAUUGUUGAAACAAAACUUUGAAAUGUUUGUUUGGUGUAUAAUUGGUGUUUUUUUAGGCCAGUGUGAUUCGUACUAAUAUAUUCGUUGUAUGAUUUGAAAUAUAAUUAUUUGUUAGAUCUGUUAACGCAAAUGUAGCAUGCUUAAUGUAAUAUGCUAAUAUACUAUACAGGUAUCGUUAUAAAGACCAAUGACACGAAAAAUAUACAUUUUUAGGGUUCCGUAGCCAAAUGGCAAAAAACGGAACCCUUAUAGAUUCGUCAUGUACGUCUGUCUGUCCGAUUAUGUCACUGCCACUUUUUGUUACCUCGUGUCCUGUUGGGAGAGUCAAAAAUGGUCACAAAAAUUUCAGCUUGGUCCAUCUAAAGAAACAACUUGUCCGUAGGUAGUCACGGACUUAAAUUGUUGAGCCAUCUAGGUUUUUUUUUUAAUUUAUUUCAAAAAAUACUUAUGACUGUAGACAGUUUAUUGGCGAAUUGUGCGCUCUUAAUUAUUAUUAUAAUGAAUACUCUGUGUCUUAUAUUAGGUACCUACGGAGUAUAAAACAAAGUUCAUAUAGUAGUUCACUUUACAUUGGAUAUUUCAUCCCGUCAGUAUUGACAAACAAAUUGGUUUGAACCCUAAAUGGCUCAACAAUUAAAGUCCGUGACUGUACAAGUACCCUAAAAAUCGGAUCACCUUUUAUCUCUUAUUGUAAUAAAUAAUUCUUAAUUACCGCGAUUUGACUGUUCUAUACAUUAAAAUAGUAAUUUUGUAUAUAAAAUUUGAUCCCCCCCCCCUGAUUACGCCCGUGACCACCCCACACUAGCGUCUCCCGAGCGUCGGCGUCUAGUCAACUCUAUGGCUGUUGCUCGACGCAACGUUGGCGCUAUGGAGGGUAGAGGUAAGGAGAACAAUCUAUGUGUAUGAAAAGUGUCCAUCAUAAAACCUUAAAUAGGUGGCGCUACGAUACAUCGCAAACAAAUCUUUGACUUUGAUAAAAAAAUCAAAUCACUGACAGCGCACUUCACUCCGUCAAUAACGCCUAGGUUCUUAGCUACUCUAGCGCUACUAUGGAGAGAUUUGGAACAUUAUUUAUAGCUGACAGCUGAACACUUUUGCAGUUCUGCCUAAGGAGAUUCUGUUCCUUGCCUCUAGUUUCCAUAGUCAAUAACUUCUAAGUUCGUGUCAGGUCCUUGUGCUACCCUAUAUAGUGCCACCGGAGAGAUUUCGAACUAUUAUUUACAGCUGCCAGCUGGACACUUUAGCAACAGUUGUCCCACAAAAAAUUGUUCUCCUUACCUCUACCGUCCAUAGUUGGCGCCACUGCGCAGCGACGCCAUAUUCCAUAGCGCUGACUAAACUCUGACGCUCAAAAUACACUAAUGAAGGGUUUCCCUUAUUACUAUAUGUUUAAUUCGUGGUAUAAAAAAAGUAUAUCGCUUUACAAGUGCCUCUAUUUGCACCUCAUGUAAUUAUUGUAAGAUAAUGUAAAUGGGAAAAUGUUAUUAUAAUAAAAAUGCAUACCUUAUUGAA